CAAUAAUAUAAAUAGCUAUCCUCAGCCCUUCACAUUUAGACAGUAGACCGACCUCCAUCCCGUCUCAUCUUGUCUUAGCCCAGAAUCCGGCCACGAAAACCAUCACAAUGCAGCUCAAACCCCUCCUUGCCCUACUCACUACCUCCCUCCCAGUCCUCACAGCAGCUCAGCCCCUCUCCGGAGAGACCAGCCUUGCCAACUCUGUGCAAGUCAUGCAAGAAAAGCCGGUCUUUGCAACUGACUUGAUUGACUCGACAAGACGCGCCAUUCCCGCGGAACUCACCGCACUCCCACCUAAUGUUAUGGAGAAACGUCAGCUUGAUGGUGAAAUUGUACUUCCUCUCAUCAAACUCUUGAAGAAGGUGCUGAAAGGGUUGGCACAGGGUGGUGGAGGUGGUCUUGGGGUGCAGUCGGAAGAGGUGCAGGUGAUGUUGGAUGAAUUGAAGAAGGUGAGGGAUGGUUCGCAUAAGGAUACCAUGGCUUCUUCCUAAAUUUGUUUCUGGAUUGAUUUGGGUAUACAUGAUUGUGCGAGUUUGGCUGGCUACAUAUGCUGCGUACAAAACACAUGCAACAUUGAACUAGCCAAUGGUAUUGAAUUGAAAAGAAUGAAUAUGAACGGGUAUAUACAUCAGUGUCUCCAAAUGCGGAUUGCCUUGUCUUUCCCUCCACUGCCGACCUUUUGGCCAUCCGGACUCCAAUCCACCGCGAACACUUCGUCCCGGUGGCCGGGAAGAUCGAUCGAGAGUUUCCCUGUCCGGACAUUCCACACCUUCAAUGUCGUGUCCUUGGACGAUGAUACCAACAGACGCGAGUCUGCUGAGAAACAGCAUUGGUAUACUGC
Aspergillus ruber CBS 135680 is the source of this 841-nucleotide messenger RNA. RefSeq lists its product as uncharacterized. Lineage: Eukaryota; Fungi; Ascomycota; Eurotiomycetes; Eurotiales; Aspergillaceae. The transcript is spliced from 2 exons. Bases 108 to 491 code for a protein of 127 amino acids. The record is from RefSeq and is a predicted model, not a curated record.